Messenger RNA from Punctularia strigosozonata HHB-11173 SS5, 1578 nucleotides. RefSeq lists its product as uncharacterized. Gene Ontology annotation, molecular function: structural constituent of nuclear pore. The record is from RefSeq and is a predicted model, not a curated record. Gene Ontology annotation, cellular component: nuclear pore central transport channel; nuclear pore. Gene Ontology annotation, biological process: nuclear pore organization; protein localization to nuclear inner membrane; NLS-bearing protein import into nucleus. NCBI's taxonomy places the organism in Eukaryota, Fungi, Basidiomycota, Agaricomycetes, Corticiales, Punctulariaceae. The coding region runs from base 1 to 1578 and encodes 525 amino acids. The transcript has 5 exons.
AUGACCGGUGGCGCGUUUGGAAGCACGGCAACGAAUGCACAACCUGCCGGAGGGCUCUUCGGAUCCACGAGUGCUCCACAAUCCCAACCGACAUCGGGAGGUGGACUCUUUGGGAAUACAACGAUACAACCAGCCGCUAGCGGAGGCCUGUUCCCAAGCACAACUACGCAACCAGCAACUGGCAGUGGUUUGUUCGGAGGUACGGCGCCGCAACCUGCGGCGGGGGGAGGGCUUUUUGGGGGCACGUCAUUGGGAACUCAGGGAUCGUCUGGGGGAGGGCUUUUUGGAAACGCCGCAACCCAGCCAGCAGCAGGAGGCGGACUAUUCGGAAAUACAGUCACUCAACCUGCGAAUACUACUACAGGAGGUUUGUUUGGGAACACAACGCAGAAUCAGGGUUCUUCUACCACGGGAGGUGGUCUUUUCGGACGCACAUCAGCGUCGACCGGUGCCCCAUCCGUCGGGCUCUUCGGUAACACGAACACUUCUGCCACCGGGACGGGCGGCGGACUCUUUGGCAGCACAAACACCGGGACGACGGGAGGUCUCUUCGGGGGUAUCUCGCAGUCAUCAGCGUUAGCUCAACCCGGUUCCUCGUCAUUUGGCCAAAGCCAAGCCCAAGGCUCGCUAUUUGGCGGUGCUGGCAAACCUGCGACCGUCCCACUACUCGGGUCGACCGCCGCUCCACUCGGUGCAAACAGCCUUCUUUCAUCCAGAAACCCUGCCCAGCCUGCCCAAUCGCAAGCGGAUGCCCAUGCACAAUUUGCUGCCCUUCAGCAGAAAAUUGAAGGGAUCGCCGCGGCAUGGAACGCUUCGUCCCCUGAGUGCCGCUUCCAGCAUUUCUUUUACAACAUGGUCGAUCCAGCGCAAGUGCAUCUAUACGGUCGCCCAGCGAAUGCCACCAACGAUGCAGCGUGGCAAAAGGCUGUAAUGGAGAAUCCCGAUCCCAGUUGUUUGGUUCCCGUACUUGCCGUCGGUUUCGAUGAUCUUCAAACACGGGUAGAGGCUCAAACACAGCAAGCCACCAGCCAUCAAGAGCGUCUGAAGGAGCUCCAAACACGGAUAAAAGCUCUUGCCCAACGACAUGAAUUGUCCAAUUCAGUCCGUUUACAGAAAGCGGCAAAAAUGCAGGUACAGCUCCAGCAACGAUUGCUGCGGCUUGCUCAACACCUGCAUUUGUUGAUACCGUCUUUGCGAUCUUCGUCCAUACGGCCGGAGGAAGAGGCAUUGCGAGCUGCUUUGGAGGAGAUCGACGAAGAGAUACGUCGACCGGGUGGUCUGAGCCGCUUGCAAGGCAGGCUCAGUGAGCUCUGGGCCGCUCUGAACUCUGUGCUCGUGGCACGGCAGAGAGCGGGGAAGAACGGAGAUUCGUCGCAGUGGGCCGUAGUGGAUGAUGAGGGUCUUGCACAGAUCGCCCAGAUCCUCUCCGAGCAACAGACCGGUCUUGCUCACUUGACGCAGAUAUUGCAACGAGAUACGAAAGAUUUGGCGCUCAUGCAGGGUAAGCGUACGCAACAACCGGAAUCAGAGCUGCUUUCGUCAACGACUUCGACUCUGCGUGGUAGCUUGAUACUGUAG